Messenger RNA from Fulvia fulva, 450 nucleotides. RefSeq lists its product as uncharacterized. The transcript has 2 exons. The coding region runs from base 1 to 450 and encodes 149 amino acids. Lineage: Eukaryota; Fungi; Ascomycota; Dothideomycetes; Mycosphaerellales; Mycosphaerellaceae. The record is from RefSeq and is a predicted model, not a curated record.
AUGCCAAAUGUCCUCUCUGCGCACGUGCUGCGGUAUGCACAUGCUCCACGCGGUCAGUCCCUCGCAGUCCUCGGCGAAAGCUACCUUGCUGUUGGCUGUAGCUCAGGCUCGAGUCGUCCAACAGCAACGCGCCGUGCUCCCGCCCGCGCGCUGGUGGGGGAGCAUUCUGCAUUGCUAGCUGCAGACCCUUUCGCAAGUCUUCCUGCACGCCAGCUUUCAGCAGCGGAGAAGAAGAUGGCGGUGAACGAGGCCCACGCAGCGAAUUGUCAGCGCAUGCCCGCCACAUCCACCAACAACGCCCGUCUGUCUGUCUGCGCCGGGAGAGCAGAGCCAGUUGCACUGCACAUUUGCUCGAACACAACCACCGUCCUGGCCGGCGGACAGUUGCUCUAUGAUACUCAUGGCAGGCGAUGCUUGCUGCGUCCGAGUCCUCUGACCCGUGAUGAUUGA